GUUUGGAGUAAUUCUUGUCAUCAGCCCGCAACCAUGCCUGUUACUUUGGAAAAAGUGCACAAGCAGAUUUCCAAGAAGCGCAGUUCCACUAAUGCGCUUCAUGAGAACAGUCGCGAUGCCCACCGACUCCGCAAAGCCGGUGCUCGCGACGAUCGAUUGUCCCGCCAUAACGCCACUGUGAACCGUGCAAGACAGCCAUACUUGGACCGAAUUGAUUACAUCUAUGAGGCUAUACAAGAGCUUACUGAGGCCCUCUCGACCGAAGAGAUUUCCGAGUUCGUUGCUAAGUACAUUGACCGUGAUACUGAGGAGAUCAAACAGCUCGAGUCAGAGCGCCGGAAAGGACGUCCUCCUAGCAAGCGCGAAGAGGCCUUGAAGCAGCGGGUGCAAACCGAGGAUCGGGAGUUCGCGACCGGACUUUGGAUGCCCGAUCUAGGCGAUCAAUAUGCAAUGACCGCAAUGAAGACCUGGAAUGGACACUGGUCGGGUCUGAGCGCAAUCAAGUUUAUGCGGUUCACAAAAGCCGGAGAGAAGCUCACGUCUACUUUCCCACCCAAGAGCAUGUCAUGAUCUCACGAUUACUUUUUUUUUCUAUAUAUUUUUGUCUGGUGUCCAAAAUGACUGGGUUGGCGCAUUAUGGGCACAUUGAUUCUUCUCUAGAUUCUGUACAGCCGAAUAUUCUCGAAUAUACCAUUUCAAUUCAAUG
Penicillium samsonianum is the source of this 706-nucleotide messenger RNA. Its product is annotated as translation machinery-associated protein 16. The record is from RefSeq and is a predicted model, not a curated record. Lineage: Eukaryota; Fungi; Ascomycota; Eurotiomycetes; Eurotiales; Aspergillaceae. Gene Ontology annotation, cellular component: nucleus. The transcript has 3 exons. Bases 34 to 570 code for a protein of 178 amino acids.